Pediculus humanus corporis (human body louse) is the source of this 252-nucleotide messenger RNA. RefSeq lists its product as uncharacterized. The transcript has 2 exons. Bases 1 to 252 code for a protein of 83 amino acids. Lineage: Eukaryota; Metazoa; Arthropoda; Insecta; Psocodea; Pediculidae. The record is from RefSeq and is a predicted model, not a curated record.
AUGCCUGCACCUUUACACUUAAUAUCUCAAAGUGUAGAUGUUUUAAGCAUUAUACUUAUCGGAUCGGAUGAUGUGAACAAUACAUGGAAGUUGAGCGGUUAUAACAACAUAAAUUGUAAAUUUGAAUUUCAAAAUGCAUCAUGGGACAUGUUGAAAUUUAUAGAAUUGGAAAUUCAACAGACUGAAAACGAUUCCGAUUGGUUGGGAGCAUUAAUCAUGUCUAUGGAAAUGUUAAAAGUUUACGAAGAGUAA